Acomys russatus (golden spiny mouse) is the source of this 1828-nucleotide messenger RNA. It is a transcript of the gene Stk38, whose product is annotated as serine/threonine kinase 38. Gene Ontology annotation, molecular function: ATP binding; protein serine/threonine kinase activity. Gene Ontology annotation, biological process: peptidyl-serine phosphorylation; intracellular signal transduction. The transcript has 13 exons. Bases 3 to 1400 code for a protein of 465 amino acids. The record is from RefSeq and is a predicted model, not a curated record. NCBI's taxonomy places the organism in Eukaryota, Metazoa, Chordata, Mammalia, Rodentia, Muridae.
CCAUGGCAAUGACAGGAUCUACACCGUGCUCAUCCAUGAGUAACCACACGAAGGAAAGGGUGACAAUGACCAAAGUGACGCUGGAGAAUUUUUAUAGCAACCUUAUCGCUCAACAUGAAGAACGAGAAAUGAGACAAAAGAAAUUAGAAAAAGUGAUGGAAGAAGAAGGCCUAAAAGAUGAAGAGAAACGACUAAGGAGAUCAGCACAUGCUCGGAAGGAAACGGAGUUUCUUCGAUUAAAGAGAACAAGGCUUGGACUGGAAGAUUUUGAGUCUUUAAAAGUUAUAGGCCGAGGAGCAUUUGGUGAGGUGCGGCUUGUUCAGAAGAAAGACACGGGGCAUGUGUAUGCGAUGAAAAUCCUGCGCAAAGCAGACAUGCUGGAGAAGGAGCAGGUUGGCCACAUCCGUGCGGAGCGUGACAUUCUAGUGGAGGCAGACAGUUUGUGGGUUGUGAAAAUGUUCUAUAGUUUUCAGGAUAAGCUAAACCUCUACCUAAUCAUGGAGUUCCUGCCUGGAGGGGACAUGAUGACCUUAUUGAUGAAGAAAGAUACUCUGACAGAGGAGGAGACUCAGUUCUACAUAGCAGAGACAGUGCUAGCCAUCGACUCCAUCCACCAGCUGGGGUUCAUCCACAGAGACAUCAAACCAGACAACCUUCUCUUGGACAGCAAGGGCCACGUGAAACUUUCUGACUUUGGCCUUUGUACCGGCCUGAAAAAAGCACACAGGACAGAAUUCUAUAGGAACCUGAACCACAGCCUGCCCAGUGAUUUCACUUUUCAGAACAUGAAUUCCAAGAGGAAAGCAGAAACCUGGAAAAGGAACCGACGCCAGCUAGCCUUCUCUACGGUGGGCACUCCUGACUACAUUGCUCCCGAGGUGUUCAUGCAGACGGGGUACAACAAGCUCUGUGAUUGGUGGUCACUCGGGGUGAUCAUGUAUGAGAUGCUCAUCGGCUACCCACCAUUCUGCUCCGAGACCCCACAAGAGACGUAUAAGAAAGUGAUGAACUGGAAGGAAACUUUGACCUUUCCCCCAGAAGUUCCUGUGUCUGAGAAAGCCAAAGGCCUGAUUCUGAGGUUCUGCUGUGAAUGGGAACAUAGAAUCGGAGCCCCUGGGGUUGAAGAAAUAAAAAAUAAUCCCUUUUUUGAAGGUGUUGACUGGGAACAUAUCAGGGAGAGACCAGCUGCAAUAUCUAUUGAAAUCAAGAGCAUUGACGAUACCUCCAACUUCGAUGAGUUUCCAGAGUCUGAUAUUCUUAAGCCCACAGUGACCACAAGUAACCACCCUGAGACUGACUACAAGAACAAAGACUGGGUCUUCAUCAAUUACACCUACAAGCGCUUCGAGGGCCUGACAGCCAGGGGGGCCAUACCUUCCUACAUGAAGGCAACAAAAUAGGGCCUUUGCUGGAACCCUGAGCGGGGCAGAGAUCUCCGUACAACAUUGCAGUUUUCCUCUUGUGCUCUUGAAAGAACUUCCAAGAAGUUUGUAGAACCCAUUACUACGUCAUAGUCAAGUCUCUCAAAUGUGAUUGUAAGUGGAUAUUCCUUCAUAGUGCAACGGGAAGCUGAUAGGACAAAGACAAGCAUUUCUCCAUUGGCCAUAAGCAGCUGCUUGCUUCUUUAGAAGCCUUGUAAACCAGUUUCCUAGGUGUUUUAAAGAGAAUUUGAAUUUCCUAAGUUCAUCAGAAUGAAGGGGAAAAAGAGCCAUCCAUCGUUACAAAGAUUAAACACACUGAGUACCAGCCAAUGCCUGUGCUGUGGUGACACGCCACCUGCCAAGCCUGCCAAGUAUUUCUUUCCUCUUUACAGCUGAAAGCUGUAUAG